This is a messenger RNA of Owenia fusiformis, 5662 nucleotides long. NCBI's taxonomy places the organism in Eukaryota, Metazoa, Annelida, Polychaeta, Sabellida, Oweniidae. The record is from the annotation of a GenBank genome assembly.
CCAUUGGCCACAGGAUACUAUUACAAGCACUCUGCACUCUAUGGCUGCUUACAAAGAUCUUGCUUGUGGAAAUAAAGAAACCUCUUGGAGAGAAGCUAAACCAUACAUGUUGUGAAGCAUUUUAUAGAGACAUACUGGAUUAGAACGGAAGGGAUUUACAUCAGGGAGGUUUAGCUGUCUUAACUGGAUUAAACACCAAACUGAAGCUGUGAACCAUCUGCCUGGGGAGAAUAGGGUUAACCAAGUGGAGAGUGACACGGCUGGCUGGCCAACACACUUGUACAGUAAACUACAGACUUGCUGUGAUUUGCGAUAUGUUCUCUGCAUCAUUGUGAAACAUUGGAGUUAUUACAUCUACUGCUCCUAACAUGUACAAUCUCAGCGGAGUGUGAUGCUACCUUAGUGUUGUCAUGGAGACCCAGACCGCUGAGCGUAUGAUCAAGAAAGAAAAGGAUUAUAUGGAUCCCAAGGAGACAACCAUUAUACCAAAUGAAAAUGAUCUUGGAUUAAAGGCAAGACGGAAUAUGAGUCGGCCACCGACGUCAAGUCUAGAACGUGUGGAUGAGGAGCCAAGUACGACAAAUGAUAAAAAUACUGAGAUGAUUGACAGAGGGUGUGGGCCGACCCCUGCCCCACCCCCAGCUUCUGAGCCAAGGGUCCCUCCCUACUAUGGUAUGCCAACAUAUCUUGACCCAAGGGUGGACCCACAUUAUCCUUAUCCCUAUGCAUAUUCUCCACACUUGGCUUAUCCGCCAUUGGGGAUCAACCCACCAAUGCCCAUAAAUGCUCACACCCAUGAUGGAAGAUACCACUGGCCACCUGUAUCUCCUCUCAACCACCCUAGUCACCAAUUAAGUUCUGGAAGUCCAGUCUCUGAUAUAUCUCUAAUAAGUAUGCGAAGUCCAAAUGCUGCCCAUGAGUCAGUCACGCAACUUGCCCACAGGAUCAGGCUUGAACAAAUGCAGAGGCUAUAUCAGAGCCCCCUGGCGGCACAUAGGGGAUACUCACCCGCCAGCCUUUCAGGGCUUAGGGAGAUGCUACCACCUGCAACUAUACCAGAAGAUAGGGCAGUUAGUCAGCGCAGCAUGUUCACAGAUAUACCCCCAACACCAGGUAGUGGCAGCAUCACCCUACCAGGAUCAAUAGAAAGUUCAAGAUUGACAAGUCCCAGGCCUUCCAUAAUUGGCAAGAGUAGAAAGAGGGCGCUAUCGCAUUCCCCAAUAUCUGACUACCUUGACAUCCAGAGUUUGACGCGAAGUUCAGAGGGCUCGUUGCAAUUGACGCCUCUCAUGCAUCAUUCCAGGAGUUCCUCUGCAGCAAGCGGAUCAUAUGGACAUCUCUCUGCAGCAUCAUUUGGAGCAGCCAGUCCUGCUGUAAACCCAUACUUGAAACCUGGGAGUAUCCCCCCAUCAUCCCCAUUCUUUCCUAUGAUGCACCCAAUGUUGAUGAGGCAAAUGCCAGGGGGCAACGCCCUACCACACCCUGCCAUGAUGGGAGCCACUAAGCCAGACUCGCAGGCACAGGCACCUAACUACCCCCACAAAGACCCUGGUAGUGCUAUAGUGAGCAGUAGCACUGCAGAGCACAUAGAUCCAAGGAAGUUCAAGGUCAAACGAGAACCUGGAGUUAAUCAUAUAAAACAAGAAAUGAAGCCUGAUAUUAAACCAGAGAGGCCCCCUGUAGAAGGAGAGCCUGAUUUUGUAGAAACCAACUGUCACUGGGUGGAUUGUAAUGUAGAGUUCAAGACACAAGAGGAGCUUGUUAGACACAUCAACCAGGACCACAUAGCCUCCAAUAAGAAGGCGUUUAUAUGUAGAUGGGGAGACUGUUCAAGGGAGGAGAAGCCAUUCAAGGCUCAGUACAUGUUAGUUGUCCACAUGAGACGUCAUACUGGUGAAAAGCCACACAGGUGUACAUUUGAAGGCUGCUACAAAGCAUACUCCAGACUGGAGAACUUGAAGACUCAUUUAAGGUCCCAUACUGGAGAGAAACCAUACAUGUGUGAGUUCCCUGGCUGCACGAAGGCAUUCAGUAAUGCCUCAGAUAGAGCCAAGCAUCAAAACAGGACACAUUCUAAUGCUAAACCAUACAUAUGCAAGGCUCCAGGAUGCACCAAGCGUUACACAGAUCCUAGUUCACUGAGAAAACAUGUCAAGACUGUACAUGGACCUGACUUUUAUGCCAACAAAAAACACAAAGGAGGGGAAAACAGUCCUGGAAAUAAUAAUGAUCAGGAUGACAACAAAGAUGACAAAGACAAAAAGAUGGAGGAAUGUUUGACUGUCACACAGCUACAGGGCUCUACAGUGACAGAUAGGAGGAAAUCUCAGGACAAUACAGGGUCAGUGACAACUAAGCAGGAAUCCUACUCCAAUCACAGUAGUCCACUGAAUGUGUGUCAACAGAACUCUCCUGGAGUGGAGGGAGAUUUCAAGGAACAUGUGACAAGUGGCUCAAACAUGAACACGGGAACAUCUGCUGUUAUUGAGGAAGAAGAUGAGGAAGAAGAAAUCAUAACUGAGUUGCCAGCCACUACAGUUCAACGGGGUCCCAGUGUAGGAGUGGCUGCUAUGAACAGGAACAAUCUGAUGCAGAAUAGGCUGAAGGGACGACUACAGGCCAAGACUAAUGCCCUACCUUCUUUACCUAAUAUGCCAGUGAAUAACAACAGACGAGGCAAUGUACCCUUGAGUAUGACAGAACUGAGCAACAAGGUCAGCCAAAUGAAACAGUCCAGUCCAAGGCAGACUAGAGAGCUACCAGGUAUAAUGACCCAGGAUGGUACCUACCAGGGCAACAGACGUGACAGCAACACAAGCACAAUCAGUUCAUACAUGAGCAGUGUACGCUCUGAUGCAAGUCCUUUCCUCUACAACAGUCAGUUCUCUAGCAGGCGAUCAAGUAAUGCCUCCCAGCAGGGCCGCCUCAGUAUCACCAACUCACCUUACGAGUAUGACAUCACAGGCAAUGCACCCAUGAAUAGUCGGAAUAGUCGGGAUAUCAGCCUACUUGGAACUCAGUUGCAGAAUACUCAGCUGGGUAGCAACCCGAAUCUUGUUCUCCAGCAACAACAGCAGCAGUUGAGUCCAAACAACAGGUUGACGGGUAAUGAGAGAGUCGCCCAGAUGGCUCAAUUCAGGGUUGAGAAUCGUGGUUGGCGGACAAGUACCCCAUGCCGCACACCUCUCCCUCAUGAGAUCCCUAAUCGCGAGCUGAGGAGAGCUAGUGACCCAGUAAGGUGCUUAGAUCCUAACUUUGGCCCUGGGAAAAUCCAGAAGUUCCACAGUUUGAAUGCCGUGAAGCCUCUGCCAACACCUCAGAACAUGAGGAGCUUACAACCCCUCCCACCAUUGCAGCCUAAGAAUGAGCAAGGCAGCACAGACAACCUGCGCUCCUCACAAAGUAGUAUCGCGACCAACUACAGCUGUGGCUAUGAGGAGUUCUUUGGUGAUGGUGCCAACAUGGAAGAAGUUGAGCAAUCUCUUGAUGAGAAAAUGAUGGCUGAUUCUGAUGAUCUUCUAAUCCCAGAUGAUAUGAGACGGUUUCUUACAGAGCGUUACAACCAGGCAAUUCAGCGCCAACAAAUGCAGGAUUGCGGCAUUGCAGAAUCAAGACCAAGCACUGCUUGUACCACAAGGCCUAAUACAGCCCUUGAAAUGCAACCAAUGAACCAGCUGUCCCCACAACAACCAAUCAACAGCAACCAGCUGUCACCACAGGCACCUGCUGCUUGUAACCAACAACUGUCUCCAUGCAGUGUAAAUAAUGUACAGGCAAAUAACAUGCAGCAAAAUAACAUGCAGCCAAAUCAGCAGCAGUUUAACAACCAGAUGAACCUCAACCAGUCUCAGAUGCAGCAGAACUACAUGCAUCAGCAACAACAACAGGGGUAUAACCAACAACAGCAGGGGAUGGCCAUGUCUCAACAACAGCAACAUUAUAAUGCCCCUGCUCCCAUGACACAGGAAAACCUCCAGUAUUUUACGCAGAUGCAGGGUGCCAAUGUUGGGCCAAAUAUGAAUCCUAUGCCUCCACCCUCCCAGCCUCUUAUGGCUAGCCCCCAGGUGAAACAUCGUGAAUCCCCACAGGUACAGGUUCCACAGAUAAGUCAAUCAAAAAUUCCACCAGGGGCAAAGACAGCUAACAGGAACAUUAAGGCUAAUCAGAAUAUGGGCAACCUUCAGCAGGGCUAUUAUAAUAAUGUUCAGAACAAUGGCCAGUUCAUGCAACCUCACCCCCCUAACUGUCCCCAACCCAUGCCUCCCAAUGCCCAACAUGGCCCACACAUGAACCACCUGAACAAUGGACAACAGAUGUCCCCAGGGUGCAACCAAGUCACCAGCACCAGUGAUCGGGGACACCAAAUGAAACCCCAGCCUCCAUCAAUCAAUCAUGACCCAAAUCAUAUGAACAAUAACAUGCAGGGUCAUCAAAUGAUGCCACCUCCACCACCACCCGUACAUCAACAAACACCUGUUAUGCCAGAGUCAUAUGGCCCAGGUGAUCUUACUAUGGAGAACCUAUGCGCUAUAUCUGCGGACAAUUUCAUGGAUAACAUCAGUUCAAUAUCGACUGAGAAUCUCACUACAACAAUUAUGAGCCCUACAUCUCUUGUGAAUCGCUCUGCUUCUCAAAGUUCCUCUCGGUUUGGUGGUGGAGCCGGGACAGGACAACUGGACACUUCAAAUAUGGUGGUGAAUGAUAUGAGUUCUAUGCUUACUACUUUAGCAGAGGAAAAUCAGUACCUCAGUAUACGAAGGUGAUGACAUAUACAGAACACAAUCGGGAUUGAAAGAAACAGAUAUCCAAAUUGAAAAGCAAUGCAAGACUUAAUGGUUUCAAAAUGAGGGACAUAUGUAAAAUCUAAAGAAACGAAAUGACUGAGUCUUUACCGGAUUUUGCAACAAAAUGGAAAGGGUGAUACAUGUGAUACACCACCAGAAAGCUAAUGAGUUCAAAGACCAGGAAGUAUUCAAUCUGUGUGAUCCCACCCCAUAAAGCAAAUAUGAUGACAAUGCUGAGUGCAUCAAGCAAUGUAUAUUUCUAAGCAAUGGACCAAGUGCAACUUAAAACGUGUGUUCGUAUAUUAGGAUCUCAACUGUACAGAUCUCAUGUGUGUAUGAGAACCAAAGACAAUGGAGAUGAAGAGUGGAGAACAGUCUCAUUUGAGGCUAUUGAGAUUACAAUGGUAUGUUUAUGAAGUACAUGUACAUAUUGCAAGUAUUAUGUGACAAUUACUUCUUAUGUACAUGGAAGUAGAUAUGUAACAACAUAAUACAGAAUCUCAAUUAAGGAGGAUACAAUACUCAACAAACCAUUUGAGAUUAGUUCAAAUGUAUGAACAAAUACUGCAUAAUUAUGAAGUGUAAUACAUGUACAUGUUAAGUACAUGUUUGUUGACUUUUAUACAUCAAUUUACAUCAAGUAAUAAAGGCAGAACAUUAGAUCUUGGAAGCUGAAACCUUACCUUUGACCCCUAUCAAAAUAUUUCUUCUGGAUCAAAUUAUUCAUUGCACAAAAUAUUGUAUUGUUUGCUUACCUUAACAGUGUUAAAUAUCCAAUGGUAAAAAUUCACUCAAAAAGGCAGCCCUGAACUACUUUUGAAUUGAUUAGGUUAUGGUCUGACUCCAAGAACCUAAUGAUGUCUGCUUGAGAAGUACAU